UUGUUAUUGGUGUUGAUUAUACAACUAAUCUGCAUCUUUCUUUUUUUCUUUUUUCUUUUUUUUGAAAUAAUCUGCAUCUUUCUUUUUUCUUGAUUUUUUCGUGUAUUUUGCUUGGCUUCUAGUCUUUAAGUAAUUCACAGUAGAAGGAAUUCUGAUACACUUUUUGGUAGUUGCCAAGAAAAUUGAACCCAAUUUACCAUUCUAUUUUUCAUAAAUUUUUUCGGUUCUAGCUCUCCAAAUUCUUGGAUUGCCGUUUUCUUCAGUUUGUAAAUGAACACUUCAAAGAUUGAUUUCCAGGGACGAAUUCAACAGAACCAUGGAAUGAUUGGUGACCUUGCUCUUCAUUCUUUCCAAUCUUUUGGUAACCAACAGACUUGGAACAUGGGAAUUCGCGCACAAUCACCUGUAAUGGAAUCAGCACACCUGCAACAGCAAAAUCUGAGGCCAGAUAAGUCAUCAAGCAGCAUUAUGAGAAGUUUCGAAUCACCAGCUUCAGCUUUCUACGCAACAGAAAGAUAUAUGGGAUUUCCACAGUAUGAUUGUCAAGUUAAUGCUGUUUUAUCCUGCCCUUACUCCAAGUCCUAUGAUUCCCAAAUCCCUUCACAACAAUCUUCAGGAGAAAUCUAUGUUAUUGAUGCUGUAAAUCAGCAACCUGAUCAUAAUUUGGAAUUGAGAAACAACCUGCAAUCGAUUACGAAAUCCCAUUUAUCUGAUGAUCAUUAUUACAAGUCCUAUAAAGGUGUAUGCAGCAAUUCUUUAGGAAACAAACUACAUCAGCUCGAACAAAAUAAACUGUCAAGAAAUGGAGCUGUCUCUGUAGGAAAUCAGUUUUCAAUUCCUUUCUAUGGAGAUCAAGAUCAUAACAAUCAUAACAGAUUUGGUAGCAAUCCAUUUGUGCAGCUGGGAGUUUCUUCCAGACAAGAGAUGCAGUCUCCAAGAUUUUCUUCUGGAGUUGUUUCUGUAUCUUCUGCAUCUUCAGGCAACUCUAUGGCUACUGGGGCUGUGCUCUCCAGUAAGACACGAAUAAGAUGGACUCAAGAUCUUCAUGAGAAGUUCGUCGAGUGUGUAAAUCGCCUUGGAGGUGCUGACAAAGCAACGCCAAAGGCGAUCCUGAAGCUUAUGGACUCGGAUGGAUUGACUAUCUUUCAUGUGAAAAGUCAUUUGCAGAAAUAUAGAAUUGCAAAAUACAUGCCAGACUCUUCUGAAGGAAAGGCUGAGAAAAGAACUAGCAUAAAUGAUGUAUCACAGAUGGAUCCGAAAACCAGUGGCUUACAAAUCACAGAGGCAUUGCAGCUGCAAUUGGAUGUCCAGAGACGUCUGCACGAACAAUUGGAGAUUCAGAAAAAUCUGCAAUUACGCAUUGAAGAACAAGGCAGACAACUUAAGAGGAUGUUUGAUCAACAACAAAGGACAAAUAAUAAUCUCUUCAGGAAUCAAAACUUGGACAGUAUAUCGCCGGAUGAGCAAGCAUUCAGUCUCGAAGAUAUUGAGAUUUCCUUUGCAGAAGGUUCUAGUAAUAACUCUCACUUCCCAUCCAAGAUAAGUUAGUUCUUGAAAGAGCAUACAAUUACAACCAAAUUCAUUUACUAGAUCAAUGAGUUCCAGCAGAAGUCAUUCCUACUCCUCAGGACAACACAAUCAGGAACAAGUCCCCUCUGCAGUCUAAAGAAAACCAAGGCAUUUUGUAUUUACUUGAAUUCUAGAAUCAAUUAUAUUGAAUUAUGUCUAUAAAGAAAGAAGUACAUACACAAUAUUUGGUGCUAUAAUACAUAAAAAGAACACUUUUUAUUGCAAAUAUGGAGGGGAAUUCGAGUUAGUGUUAGAAAAAGGGUCUUGCAUUCAUGUAUCAGAGUUCCACUUCCAUCAUCCUAUCAGUCUGGGUUCUAAAAUCCUAAGCUUUUUGCAUGUUCCAAAUUGGACUUGUACCGGGUACAAAAAUAAGACUUGAAGCAAAAAAUCUGAGAAAUAAUAGCUUUUUUUUUUUUUUUUUUCCUUC
This is a messenger RNA of Ricinus communis (castor bean), 1996 nucleotides long. RefSeq names its product myb family transcription factor PHL5. Gene Ontology annotation, molecular function: DNA-binding transcription factor activity; DNA binding. The transcript is spliced from 7 exons. The record is from RefSeq and is a predicted model, not a curated record. Bases 271 to 1548 code for a protein of 425 amino acids. Lineage: Eukaryota; Viridiplantae; Streptophyta; Magnoliopsida; Malpighiales; Euphorbiaceae.